Molecule: messenger RNA, 2922 nt
Organism: Solea senegalensis (Senegalese sole)
Lineage: Eukaryota; Metazoa; Chordata; Actinopteri; Pleuronectiformes; Soleidae
Exons: 7
Coding region: 187-2046 (619 amino acids)
Source: RefSeq, a predicted model, not a curated record
CUUGAAGAUCUUGAACAUCUCGCAGACCCGGGUGACCAGUAUUCCUUCUUUGUCAGCAGACAUUGAAGAACCGGUUUGGGCACCAAGCUUAUUCAAAGCUGAUCAUCUGGCAAGCACAAGGGAGCAUUGUGUGGCGACUGUUGAAGUUAACAGACCAACUGAUGAGCCAGAGUCAUCUGUGAAAAAAUGGAGCCAUCUGAAGCAGAUGCACUGAUCCAUAAGACACCACCUGUUGAAGAGGACCAUGGUGAGGAUAACAGAAAUGUCUCACUGCCCUCCUGUGCCUCCUCAAAUGUGCUGAUCCAAAAGACACCACCUGUUGAAGAGGACCAUGGUGAGGAGAACAGAAAUGUCUCACUGCCCUCCUGUGCCUCCUCAACGUUUGCAUCAGCUGUUGCCACCUUUUUCAUCGGGCUGUUUUAUGGAGCAGCAGGAGGUCUGCUGCUGGGAACAACAGCAGUUGUUGUGGCUCAGUCCCUGGAGCUUCUGGCUGACAGCAGGCUGCUCAUGGACCAGUUAGAAAACUACAUACAUGAUCCAAACUCUACAAACUUUUUGUCAAAGCAAGAAAAUGAACAUUUCAAAAGGUCAAACACCUACAUUCAAAUGGGUCACAUUCACAUAUCCCUUUUCGCACUAUUGUUUGGCUUGUUUUCCUCAAUCAUUUCAUUACCUAUAGGAAUCUUCAUUGGUUUUUCAACAUAUGCUCUGGUGAUUAAAGUAAACGGUGAAGCAGCGAUAGGAAAGGCCCUAACUUUGGCUGGGACAGUGUGUCUGAGCAGUGUCACUGCUAUUGGAUUCACUCUGGGUUUGGCUUUCGAGAGUUUUCUAUCAUUCACUUUAAAUGUUAGGUUAUUCAUCUGGUUUCAUAUUUUAGCAAUGGCUGUAAUUGGAGCACUAGCAGCACUAGCAAUGGUUCUAUCAAUCAACCAGUUCAAAUUAAGUCAUUCUUUGUUGAAACUCAAAGAUUGGCUUUUGACACCUAUUGCUGCAUUCCCUAUUUUUGAUAACUGGAGGUUUAUUCUUGCAAACACAUUAUUUUCUAUAUAUCUAAAUCUAAAGAAUCUUCAAGAAGCAUUUCUUCCCAAACAAGCCACUGUAACUAUCCCACUAAUGUUGAUCAUAGCUACUGCCUUUAACAUGGCAGGGCAGCCAAUAAUAACCUUACAGUUGCCAACAUCCACAAAUUCAAGCAGUGUUACAUCUGAGGCCAUCUUUAUUGGCAUUUUAACUUCUCAGCUGUUGACCGUGACUGUAGGAAUGUCAUUAUUUUUGUCGUGGCACAGGAGUGGAGCAGGUAGAAUCUGUGCUACUGCAGCUGGUUCUGGUGCUGCAGUUUUAAGUAUUAUAAAGUGGGCUCUACCUGCUCUGGGUCCAGGUGCCUCUAUAGGAGCAGUGAUGGGGGUGACAGGAGCAGUAGGGGUGUCACUUUCUGCAGCAGCAACAGCAACAGAUCACUAUGGUAAAUUAAUAGACAGAUAUGGAUUGGUAGGAAGGUUGGGAGUGGUAAUGGGAGCAGGUGUAGGAGCUUUUCUAACCUCAUGUGCCCACAGUGGGCUGUCAGGAGUGUUCAUGGGACUGUGUGCAGCUACGAUUCCUGUUGGACCCUAUCUUAAACAGGUGUUUUUUUUCCUUCUGCGUAAAUGUCCUCAACGCAUAUGUGAAAUGUCUAUCUUUUUAUAUCUGUAUUGCCGCCUUAUCUUCGUUAUAGUCUACACCUUCACCCAUAAGUCAUUGUGCCCAUUUACCCGCAGAGUACAGUCAGUUACAUUCUUAUUAUUGUGUGUCAGUAUUAUUCCUGUUGGAUUCUGUCUGCAAUGCCUGCACUCACGUUUUUACUUAACAGUAAUGGUUCUUGCAUCUUGGGCACUCCUGAUACCACUUGACACCAGCAUUUAUGACUUAGUGUUUGACGUAGAUUUGAUAGAAGCUUUUUAUGGCCCUGCAGUGAUAUAUCCAUCGCUACUUUUCGUAACUGUAAUGAUGACCUCCUCAUUGUCAUUUAUGAAAUACAGGGGUGCUGCUAUUGCUGGUGUUAUCAUGUAAUAAUCAUACAAGUUUUGUCAUUAUAACAGCCUUCCCCUUACAUAGAUGUUUUAAUAAUUGUUUUUUUGUUGAUGUGCUCUGUUUCAAUCUGCAUCUUCUCCACUCCUGUCAGUCCUGGGGGACACAGAGAUCUCUACAGACAUUUCCCCCAUAGACUUCGUAUCGAAAAUGGACAGUUUCCUCUGUAAAGUGGAUACUCUGGGAAAAUGAGCCUAAUUCUCACUUGAUUUAUAACAUUAGUUAUAUUAGACUUAAUAUAUUCAGGUCUUUUGCGAAAUUAUGUUCCCAUUAAGUGGAAAAUUGAUAAUAAACUACAGCACAUAUGUGCGGAGCGGAGACGUGUACAUAUAUAUAUAUAUAUAUAUAUAUACAUAUAUAUAUAUAUACUUAUAUACAUAUAUUUGUAUUUAUGGAAGUGUGGAAGUUCCAACUUUAUGGUAUCCAGCUUUUCUGAGACUGUAGUUAAGGAGCCAAAAACAGCGUUGAUGGAGGCACAUUCAUGGUUGUUACAUACAUUUUUAUGAUAUAACAUAAUUUAUAGAAUUAGGGAAUAAAAGGGUUUACUCUGCAUGGCUGCUGACCUUUACUGUUACUUAUGUUACAUACUUACAUUAGAAACCAUGGGCAGAUCAGACACUGGUGAGCAUCCUUUAAGUCUGAUAUAUUAUACAGAUCUAAAGAUCCGGCUUCAAAGCCAAAUUGCUAUGUCUAGCAGAUCUGAAUGAGCUUUCCUUCUGAACAACCACAAAGUCCUCAGGUGCCUGCGUAAAGCCGACAAACUAAUGGUAAUACCAUCUAUAUGACGUAAGGACAGGACUAUCUUCCAGUGUCUUAAACCCAGAUCAAAGUAAAACUUGAAUAAACUAAACAAGCCGU